Molecule: messenger RNA, 9115 nt
Organism: Heterocephalus glaber (naked mole-rat)
Lineage: Eukaryota; Metazoa; Chordata; Mammalia; Rodentia; Bathyergidae
Gene: Aff4
Product: ALF transcription elongation factor 4
Biological process (GO): regulation of gene expression
Cellular component (GO): super elongation complex; nucleus
Source: RefSeq, a predicted model, not a curated record
GGCCCGAAUGCGCGUCCGGUGAAGGUACAGCCCCGCCGCCGCCGCCGCGGCCGGGAGAUGGUUCGGGCCUAGCGGAGCCGGGGCUAGAGCAACAUGAACCUUGAAGACCGGAAUGUGCUGCGUAUGAAAGAAAGGGAAAGGCGGAAUCAGGAAAUUCAGCAGGGUGAAGACGCCUUCCCACCUAGCUCUCCUCUCUUUGCUGAGCCAUACAAAGUUACUAGCAAAGAAGAUAAGUUAUCAAGUCGUAUUCAGAGUAUGCUGGGAAACUACGAAGAAAUGAAAGAUUUAAUAGGAGACAGGGCUAUACCAAAGCUUGUUGCAAUUCCCAAGCCUACACUACCAACAACAGAUGAUGAAAAAUCAAAACCAAAUUUCUAUGAACAGAGACAUGGAAGCUCUCAUCAGAGUAGCAAAUGGACUCCUGUAGGACCUGCACCAAGUACUUCUCAGUCUCAGAAGCGGUCCUCAGGCUUACAGAGUGGACAUAGUAGCCAGAGGACCAGUGCAAGUGCUAGCAGUAGCACUAACAGUAGCGGCCAGAGGCAUGACCGUGACUCAUAUGGCAGCAGCCGGAAAAAAGGCCAGCAUGGAUCAGAACACUCCAAAUCACGAUCGUCUAGCCCUGGAAAACCCCAGGCUGUUUCUUCAUUAAGCUCUAGUCAUUCCAGAUCUCAUGGGAGUGAUCACCAUAGCAAGGAACAUCAGCGUUCCAAGUCACCUCGAGACCCUGAUGCCAAUUGGGAUUCUCCUUCCCGUGUACCGUUUUCAAGUGGGCAGCACUCAAAUCAGUCUUUCCCACCUUCGUUGAUAUCAAAAUCCAGUUCAAUGUUACAGAAACCCACUGCCUAUGUGCGGCCAAUGGACGGACAGGAGUCCAUGGAACCAAAGCUGUCCUCUGAGCACUACAGCAGCCAGUCCCAUGGCAACAGCAUGACUGAGCUGAAGCCCAGCACCAAAGCACAUCUCACCAAGUUGAAAAUACCUUCCCAGCCACUGGAUGCAUCAGCUUCUGGUGAUGUGAGCUGUGUAGAUGAAAUUCUUAAAGAGAUGACGCACUCAUGGCCUCCCCCUCUAACGGCUAUUCAUACACCAUGCAAAACAGAACCUUCCAAAUUUCCUUUUCCAACUAAGGAGUCUCAGCAGUCCAAUUUUGGCCCUGGAGAACAAAAAAGAUAUAAUCCUACUAAAACUUCAAAUGGCCACCAGUCUAAAUCUAUGUUAAAGGAUGACUUAAAGCUAAGCAGCAGUGAAGACAGUGAUGGGGAACAGGACUGUGAUAAAACAAUGCCAAGAGGUACACCAGGAAGCAACUCUGAACCUUCACAUCAUAAUAGUGAAGGAGCAGACAAUUCCAGGGAUGAUUCUAGCAGCCAUAGUGGAUCUGAAAGCAGCUCUGGAUCUGACUCAGAAAGUGAAAGUAGUUCCAGUGACAGCGAGGCCAAUGAGCCGUCGCAGAGCGCCUCUCCUGAGCCUGAACCACCACCCACAAACAAGUGGCAACUUGAUAAUUGGUUGAAUAAAGUAAACCCACAUAAAGUUUCACCAGCUUCUUCUGUAGAUAGUAACAUUCCAUCAUCUCAAGGCUACAAAAAGGAAGGCCGUGAGCCGGUUACUGGGAAUAGCUACACUGAGCCAGGUGGGCCUAAAGAAACCAGUUCUACUACUCCUGGACGAGACUCCAAAACCAUCCAAAAGGGAUCAGAAAGUGGGCGUGGGAGGCAGAAGUCCCCCGCACAGAGCGAUAGCACAACACAAAGGAGAACUGUGGGCAAAAAACAACCCAAAAAAGCUGAGAAGGCAGCUGCUGAAGAGCCCCGAGGAGGCCUGAAGAUAGAAAGUGAAACCCCUGUAGACAUGGCUACCAGCUUGCCCUCCAGCAGACACAAAGCAGCCACCAAAGGCUCAAGGAAACCCAAUAUAAAAAAGGAGUCCAAAUCUUCCCCUCGACCUACAGCAGAGAAAAAGAAAUAUAAGUCAACAAGUAAAUCUUCCCAGAAAUCAAGGGAAAUCAUAGAAACAGAUACCUCAUCCUCAGAUUCAGAUGAAAGUGAAAGCCUUCCUCCUUCCUCACAAACUCCCAAGUACCCUGAUAGCAACAGGACUCCUGUGAAACCCUCCUCUGUGGAGGAAGAAGAUAGCUUUUUCCGGCAACGAAUGUUCUCUCCCAUGGAAGAGAAGGAACUCCUUUCACCCCUCAGUGAGCCUGAUGACAGGUAUCCACUUAUUGUGAAGAUUGACCUGAAUCUCUUGACCAGAAUACCAGGAAAGCCUUACAAAGAGACAGAACCACCCAAGGGGGAGAAGAAAAAUGUGCCAGAAAAGCACACAAGAGAGGCUCAGAAGCAAGCCUCAGAAAAAGUUUCCAACAAAGGAAAGAGGAAACAUAAGAAUGAAGAUGAUAACCGAGCCAGUGAGAGCAAAAAACCCAAAACAGAGGACAAGAACUCAUCAGGCCACAAGCCACCCAGCAACAGAGAGUCAUCUAAACAGAGUGCUGCAAAAGAAAAGGAAUUGUUACCUUCACCUGCUGGCCCCGCACCUUCAAAAGAUCCAAAAUCAGAGCAUGGCUCUAGGAAGAGGACUAUUAGUCAGUCAUCUUCCUUAAAGUCAAGCAGUAACAGCAACAAGGAGAAUAGUGGCAGCAGCAAAAACAGUUCCUCCGCAUCAAAGCAGAAAAAGACUGAAGGGAAAACUUCCAGUAGCUCCAAGGAGGCUAAGGAAAAGGCUCCAAAUAGCUCCUCUAAUUGUCCUUCAUCUACACCAAUUCCUGAUGCUUCUAAGCCUCGGAGAACAAAGCUUGCCUUUGAUGACAGAAAUUACUCAGCAGACCAUUAUUUACAAGAAGCAAAAAAGCUAAAGCACAAUGCAGAUGCAUUGUCUGACAGGUUUGAGAAAGCAGUAUACUAUCUUGAUGCUGUGGUGUCCUUUAUUGAAUGUGGGAAUGCAUUAGAGAAGAAUGCUCAGGAAUCCAAAUCCCCAUUCCCUAUGUAUUCAGACACAGUGGAGCUCAUCAAAUACACUAUGAAGCUGAAGAAUUACUUGGCCCCAGAUGCUACGGCUGCAGACAAAAGACUGACAGUGCUUUGCCUAAGAUGCCAGUCUUUGCUGUACCUGCGGCUAUUCAAACUGAAGAAGGAAAAUGCUCUGAAGUACUCAAAGACACUGACAGAGCACCUGAAGAAUUCUUACAAUAAUUCUCAAGCACCAUCCCCUGGCUUAGGAAGCAAAGCUGUUGGGAUGCCUUCCCCUGUGUCUCCAAAGCUGUCACCAGGCAAUUCAGGAAAUUAUUCUUCUGGGGGCAGUAGUUCAGCAAGUGGUUCUUCAGUGACCAUUCCACAGAAGAUCCACCAGAUGGCAGCCAGCUAUGUUCAGGUUACAUCCAACUUUCUCUAUGCCACUGAAAUUUGGGACCAAGCUGAGCAGCUUUCCAAAGAGCAAAAAGAAUUCUUUGCUGAACUGGAUAAAGUAAUGGGCCCUCUCAUCUUUAAUGCAAGCAUCAUGACAGAUCUAGCUCGUUAUACCCGGCAGGGACUACACUGGCUUCGCCAGGAUGCCAAGUUGGUGUCUUGAACUGAACACAUUCUCGUUGCCUCUGAUUUUCUCCACAACACUGUGUCACAUCACAAAGGAAAACUGCCAUAACAUGUCACCUAGUCAACACUAAGAAUGAGGAAUGGUUUUCUCCUCCCUGGUUCAUGUGCUGUUGUUUCUAACCCAAAGCCAUCCUAUCAGUUGACCCCUUCAAUAUUCCCAAUGUGAAAAAUUAUUUAAAUGCUGUUAAAUCUGCAGCGCAUUGAUAAGAUGGUUUUAGUGAUCUGUAAUAUGAUUGAAAUUCCAGUUGCAGUUUGUGACUAACCAAGUGAAAUUUUAUUUAUUUUAAUUUUUUUAGGUUCCCAGAUUGGGGCUUGUUUAAAACUUAGUUAUUUCUGCUUAUAAAUUUACUCUGUUGAACAUUUAGCAUAACUGUAAUGCAGGCAUUUUUAUUUAUAUAUUUUGGGAGCUUCAUUACCUAAUAUCUUUUUGUGAUAGCUCUUCUAUGAGUAAGAUAGGGAAAUGUUCCAUUUCUACUAGCUGAUAUUAUUUCAGAUCUUAACUACAAUUUUUAUUGUUGUAAAAUUUAUGCUUAAGUACUAAACAUAUUCUACACGUGAGAAAUCAUUUAAAUAUGAGAAGAUGACAUUCAGUGUGGAUGUAAAAAAAAUGAAAUCUGUCUGAUUUGGUAUGCAUUAUUUCAAAAACUGUGAAGGUGUGUUAAUAACACUAUAGAAAUCACAAGGUGACUGUAACUUGCAUUUAAUGCAUUACAAAAGAGAGCAGGCCGACUUUCUAAGAGAAGCAUAUCAUUUUGAAGGGUUUCAGGAAAGGACAAUCUUACACUUCACGGAUUUUAUUAAAACUGUUCUUUUUGUUGCUGAACUCCUGAAGGUUGCUGCCUAUGUCUCUUUAAUUGAUAACAUCCAAAGGUUAAAAUCUCUUUGGAAAAAAUUUCCCCCAUACUCGCUUGUGAUGCUCUGAUAUGAGCAUGCAGUGACUGAUAUUGUUGGUGUGUGUGGUUUUGCUAUACAACUUACAGUGCUAAUGCCUGAUGUAGAGAUGAUGAAUUUCUCCAUUUUAAAGGCCCCCAUUAGUGAUGUUGCUGUAGGAUCAGAAAAUUCACACAGAAAAGUACUAAUGGUUCAGUGUGAGCUCUUGGAAAGGGGAGGAGAGCAGUGAUGGAGCUUAAGAAGCCGGCACUGUAAGAAUUGUAUAUCAAAGUACCCUUCCCUACAAGGUGCAUAUAGGAGUCUAGGGUGAGAAAUGCACCCUCUGUACUUUGUUUUGAGUGCCCCUAUCAUGUCUGGUGUGCCUUAAAUCUUAUCUUUAAAUGGAGACUUUGUGGAUUGUUUACAGAUAAAAUUUUACACUAGGACUAGAUUGUCCACACAUGGUUGGUCCUCUCCAUUAAUAAUAAAUUUUCUUUCAUUUUAAAUCUUCCUUUAGGGUCAUGUAAGGAUUAAUCAUUUUUUAAAAAGUUAGUUUUAGUACAUGACUUAGUCUAACUAAUUGGGUAAUGUUGCUUCAAAAGAAAUCGUUUGUCUUCUUAUUCCAAAACUGAACCUAUCCAGUUGGGAAAAGUGACUGCCCUACUCUUUGUUGAUAAUUGGUGAGGCUUGAAACAGGAAAGGGGAAAGAAGGAACCGAAGAUCCCCAAGUCCAGUGGUGCAGUGCAUUCUCUGCUCAAGUCUCUGUUACACUUACCUUCUGAAGCUGGUGAGCUCUCAUUGUCCUGUGGCUUCAUGUGUGUCGAGCUCUAAUGGUUUUGUUCUUUGAGUUAUUAUUACAUACUAUUGAAGAUUGAGGUCUUCAAAUUACAUUGAAGCUAACUUUUUUCUCUUGGAGAAAUUGCCUGUGAUAUCUUUUAAUUUAAUCUUGGUGUGUUCUAGGAACAGUUUUCCUUAAGAGGACAUUUCCUCAGCAGUUACGAUAGUUCUUUAGUAGAAAUAAUAUCAAGAAUAUGUACGUCCUCCUUUCUCUGACUUCUGUGACUCUGAUUCCUUAAUUUGCAGUUCAGCAGCAGCCAGCAGGGUACCUCUGAGUUCAGUGCAUUCUAGUGUCCUGAAUGACAGCAGGAGCAUUUCUGGGGUCACACUGAUGUUUUCUUAAAGCAGAGUUUCCUGUGUGUUUUAUGGUGCUGCUCUAAGAUAUUUCCUCCUUAAAACUGUGUUAAUUCUUAUAGAAUGAAUUUUUGAAGCUUUUCAUUGUGGAGAGUUUUUCCUACCCGGUGGUAAUGGGCAGUGGAUCAAAAUCCAGUCCUCAAUAAUUGAAUUUUCAAUGUCAUGGUCUAUAGAACUACCACUCCCCUCUCUGUCUUCUCAAAUGCUCUGUGUCAUGUGCUCCAGCACAUGCUUUGAACUCCUGUACAGGUGACCGUUCCUCCCUUCUCAGUAAGUGUCUUCAGUAUUUUAUUUAAAACUGAAUUUGACAAGUAGCUAAAAACUUAGUCUGAGACUUGUAUUUAAUACACAGUUAAUUAUGAAAAUAGCAACUGUUUUUAAAAAUUACUCAGUUGACUGCUCUUUAAGACCACACUUGUAUGCCAGGAGGCAACAGCCUUCAUCAUUGAACUCUUUUGAGGCAACCAGCAGACCAGUUGCGGCGGACAAAGUUGUCAGAGUAGUCCUGCUCAGGCUUGCCUGGGCCGUGGGGAGCGCUCCCCGCCAAAUGAUUCAAGCUUCCACAGCCCAGCCCAGGCUCCUGUCUGGCUGGAGAGCAUCCACCCCUCUUCUUGCCCCAGUGCCACCCUUUUCUGGGCAGGGAGCCAAGAAGUAAACUUUAUAAGCAGUGAGUACUUCAGAUAAAUUUACAGCUAUAGCUACUGAAGAGUGGGGAAGACCGAGCACCACUGAUUUUAAUUCUCCAACAUAAAAGCAAUGUUAACUAACAUGCGCACGUGCCUACAUAUGCCUGUCCUUCUGGGGAGAUCUCGCACUAGAACACAAAGGCAUCUGGGCUGCACUUUGAAUGAUACACUUGUGCUUCAGUAGAUUCACUGUUUAAAUUGUUCAUUUCUUUUCAUGAAAGGUUUUAGUCAACUAGAUGGGGCAGCAUCAUUUCAUAUUUAACAGAAACUUUGGAACAUUAACUUUUAAUGAAUGUGCUUGCAUUGUGAAGCAAGAGCCUACAAAGGCACCUAUUAUACAUGAAAGUUCUGGCUGUGGAGGCCAGUACUCGGUGGAGUUUCAGAGAAGUCAGUGAUCGCUUCAGUCAGUGAUACGUAGCUGUGUCGCAGGAGGGUACGCUGUGUACUCUUCCAGGUAUGAGGGUAUGCAACUUUGGAUCUUAAAAUUCUGUACACAUACACACUUUAUAUAUAUGUACGUAUGUAUGUAUGAAAACAUGAAAUUAGUUUGUCAAAAAUGUGUGUGUUUAGUAUUUUAGCUUAGUGCAACGAUUUCCACAUUAUUUAUUAAAUUGAUCUAAGACACUUUCUUGUUGACACCUUGAAUAAUAAUGUUCAAGGGUGCAAUGUGUAUUCCUUUAGAUUGUUAAAGCUUAAUUAAUAUUAUUUGUAGUAAAUUAACUUUUAAAAUAUAUUUGAGCCCUUGUGUAGUGUAAUAGGGCUCUUACAGGGUGGGAAAGAUUAAUUUUCUGAUAGCUAAUUGAACAAAAUGGCUUCAUUGUGUAUUUUGAUUUAUAGGAGUUUACAUCUGGGUCCCAGGAACAUCUACUGGGGAUGACUACUUCAGGCAGGUUGUGAUGAUGCUUUAAAAAACAAAGAAUAACAACAAACCCUAAGUAACUUGGGGAGCCAGAGCAUUUCAAAUCUAUAGACUCCCAUGACUCAUAUUCCUUGGAUAAUACAGAACACAGGUUCCAUUUUAACUUUAUGUAUCAGUGUUGGAGAGGCAGACUUUUUUUCCAGUAAUAAUAUUGCACACCAAAAGUUGCUAUUCAGUAAAAUCAGGAGAAAUAAUCAUUGAAUGGCUUGGAAUAUGCAGUAAUAAGAGGCCAAAUUAUUCAUGAUUGUGACUAUACUUUUCACCCACUCACUAGUAGAAAAAUUCAAUUUAGAUUUCUGGGCUCCAAAGCCAAACAAGCAAAUGACAGGAAGAAAGUUGUAAAAGUUUGUAAAGGGGGCCGGGGAUGUAGCUCAGUGGUUCUUUUGCCUGCCUCACAAGCGCAGGGUCCCAAGUUCCAUCCCCGGCACCAAAAAUAAAAAAAAGUUGGUAAAGGGAUGCUGGACGUGUGAUUAAUUAAAAAGAACUGUCUUCAGAAAAGGGAAUAGAAAGGAUAUCUAAACACCUCUUAAAUGGAAUUUGGUCACAGAAUAAGGUGUUCAGGUUAAGUCUUGACCAAGUCAUAAUAUUUAAAGUAUCCUAAAAUAGCAGCCUAAGCAGUCAUCACAUCAAGAAGUUGAUUUUCAGGAAUGUUAGCAUGGACCGCUCCUUGCCACCAUUGUUCAGCUGAACAUAAAUUACCAUUAUUAAAAACAAAAAAAAAGCUGUCUAAAUGAGUGUGGAAAAUCUCCCACCCAGAAAUUUUAAUACUUGGUUUUGACCUCUUGCAACUUCCAUGUGGGGUUCCUUUGCAGCUUUUAACCAUUGGGAUUUUCUACCUGUUAUGUUCCUCUCUCAAAAAUAGCUAUUUGGAAGCGCUGCCUUUCAAACUGAUGCCAGGAUUAUCCACUUUGUUGAGCUUGUUGUUGCUGUUCAAGAAGUGUCCCCAUUUUACAACUGUACACACGCCCCUGGCAUGUCAUUGACACGAGAGAGCAUUCGACAGUACUGGGUGGGGUGGGGCUCCCCAACAGAGCUGGCCCAGUCAUCUGGGUCUGAAAAGGCGCCACCUCUGAGGGCCAGCUGUGGAGCUGGUAAGCACAGUUAGGAAGAUACUGUAUCUAGCCUCCGUUUCGGAUGAUUUUAAGAAAUUUUGUAUAUGGAGGAUGGAAAUGCUUAUAUAUUUAUUGAAAAUCCUUUUAUGUUAUUUGAAAAUUAUUUGGUAAAUAGUUGUUUGAUAUUUGGGGAGGGUUUUGGAGGGGAAGUAACGCUGUUGAUAAAUUACAAGCCUGUUGAUUGUGCAGAAAGGUACUGUUAGUGACUAAUAGGAUGCCUUUGCUUUGUACAUGAUCCAAAUCUUUGUUUUACAUUUCUUUUAUCCAAAAUAUUUAGGCAUCUGACAUUUUCAACCAAAAUUUCAAUUAUAUGCUGUGAUUUUUAUUUGUUGGAAUACAUUAAAAUUUCAGAGGUACUUUGGGGCCCAACAGCUAGGGUUUCUAAGCAGUACAGUAUGUGCAUUUCACAUAAUAAAGCUGUUAAUGGUGAGCAAAGUAUUAUAUACUAACUAGAUUUUCCACAUCUGUAUAGUAUAUUAUAUGUAUUUUGUGGUAUUGAGAUUAUAGAAAGUUUAGAAUGUCAAACAUGCGUUUAAUGUGUAUUUUUAAACAAAUUUAUGGCAAUUAAAAUAUUUGGAGACAAGGGUAUCAACAUUUCAAUUUGUAAAAAUCUUUUUAACUCUACUGUGUCAUUAAGAUGCUUUGUAUAAUGCCAAACCAUAGCUGGAGAAACUAAGUUUAAUAAAUAUCAAAUAGAUUUUCUGUAUUAAAGUUUAUGAACACUGUGCUCUUUACACUUCUUUA